Messenger RNA from Cyclocybe aegerita, 312 nucleotides. The record is from the annotation of a GenBank genome assembly. NCBI's taxonomy places the organism in Eukaryota, Fungi, Basidiomycota, Agaricomycetes, Agaricales, Hemipholiotaceae.
AUGCCGUCCUCGUCGUCCUCGUCAGUCCUAGUCGUCCUCGUCCUCGACGUCAUCCAAACACCCCGUCACCCAUCCACCCCGUCCCGCCCUCCAAUGGUGCUGCCCCCUGUCCCCAACGGCGAGCUAGAGGCCAGUUACAUCGUUGGGCAUCCCGGAGAGGCCAUUUGCUGCGUCGUACCCAAUUUGGAAGGUUUCCCGCGCCCUGUCCCGCCCUCCAAUGAUGAUGAGCACCCUACCUCAGCAGACAGUCCCGAGCCACGGCAAACCCAGCAGCACAUAGAAAAAGGCCUGGCUGCCUACUGGCAGCUAUGA